UUUGCAUUAUUCAUGACAAUCGAAGAGUGGUUGUGCAACACAAAGGAUAAGAUGUGAAGACUAAGAAAUGGGGGCCGAAACGGAUCUUCAUAGGUUGGUAGAUUUGGCAUUGCGCUCUCCGGAUGCAGGUGUCGUGAACUUCAAUCAUCUUCACUCUCUUCUUCACGCCAUUUUGAAUCACAUCGGCUUGAGUUAUGACCCGCAGAAUGGAGUGCUAAAUACUCAGUCAGCUGCUGCUCCUGAUGAAGGAAAUGACAAAGGUACUUCAUUCGAGCAGUUAAAUGGACCAGGUAAAGAAAUUUCCGACGCUGACAAUUCCAAUCGUGAUGAUAAUCGCCUGGUUCAGACAACAAUUCAGUUGGACCAAAGAGGCCACUUCGACAGUUUGCAGAUGAGGCAACAAAACCUUGAGAAUAAAGUUCAAGAACUAGAGGACAAAUUAAAAAUCCUUGAUAACCUACCAUCCACUCAGUUUAUAAUUGAACAGGCACAAAAAAAUUCAACAAGUGUAACCCAAGAUGAUGGAUCCAAUCAAAAUGUGCUUUCUGGAAUGUGGCAGUUAAUGAAAUUUAACAGCAGGCUCCAGGCUACAGAAGAAGGUAUUGAUAGAAUAAUGACAAUUUUGAAUGAAUUUCUUGGGGGUGAUGGAAAAGGAAUCAGUAGAGUCAAAGGUGAAGUGGAGGAUAUUGCCAGUGAACUAAAAAACCUGAAAGAAAGAUUUCUUGGUCAAAAGCCAUUUGAGGAUGAUAACCUUGGACAGAGUCUGUCUGCAAGGAAAUCCCAUGAUGCGGAGAACUCUCAGUUACUGCAGCAAAGGAUGCAUUCUCUUGAAAAACAACUUCAGGAUAAAUUUGUGACCAAGGAUGACUUGUCAGUGUAUGUUAAAUGGCCUGCCCUACAAGAGGCUUUGAAUGUAAAGAAAUCAGACUUUGAAAGGAAAUCUAAAGAGGAGGAUGGUGUUUUAGGAAAGGAACAAGGCUUUAUGUUAGGAAAUGGGCAGAGCAGUGUUUUGGAAAAGACAUUUGAUCAUCCUGAAAGUGAAAAUAAGGCAUCAGAUACAGAGUCAGAUGGGCGUCCACAGAGUGCUCCAGUGCCAUCUACCCAGCAGACUCCAGUGCAGACACCUGAGGUCCCUAAGACAGCUUUCACAAGGAGCACACAGGUAAAUAUUCAAGAAAUGCCCUCCGUAGACCACCCCUCUCAAGAGAUGGUUGAAUGUCUUAGGCAAAUUGGGGAGCUAUCUGAAAAACAUAGUGUGAUAGAGAAAAAAAUUACUAAUGUCAUGGAAGCUCAGGAAGAAAUGGCUGGAGAGCUGGCCAAAGUGGAAGAGACUCUGCCACAGAAAAUUAGUAAAGAAGAUUUAAACAUUCCUGAGGACCUGCAAGAUCAAUUGGCCUUGCUGAAGCAAGGUUUGGAAUUCCUAAACACAAAUCAAGAUUUGGUAGCACUGGCAGAAAUCAAGAAAAUGGCUCAGGAUAACAAGGAGCGUGUUGAAGCACUUAAGCGUGAACUGGCCAUCUUUGCACGGCAGAGCAAACAGCAAACAGCUUUUACAGGAGUGGUCAGCCAAUCACCUGUUGUGGACAGCAGUGUUCUUGAUGCUCUAAGAGAACAUUUAAAUGAGCUCCAAAAUCAACAGGAAAAACUUGCCAUAGCCACCGGUAGGCAACACUCUGAGGUUAUAGGAGAUCUUUCCAGAAAACAGGAACACAUUGAAGCCUUGUACAACUAUGUUGAAAAACUCCAAGAGAGCAAAGCGGAUAAGGAAAAUGUAGCCAUGGAAAUGGACAUUAAGGCUGAUAAGGCCUCACUGGACAGUAAAGUGAAUAUAUCAACAUUUGAUAAUACGUUUAGCAUGCUCGAUGAAGGGCUCAGAGAAGCACUACAGAAAAUGGAUGAUUACAUGAAUGAAGAAAUGGCAUUAAAACAAGCACUGAAGCAACUGUCUGUUGAUAUGUCAGAAAAGAUGGAUGGCCAAGCUUUCCAGGCACUAAAAAACUACCUGGAACGGCGUAUAGCAGAUGUACAGAAGUCCAGGAACAUGAUUGCCGCAGAAGCAAAAGUGGAUUUUUCGGACGCAGCUGGCUUCCGCAGACCAAUCAAGUUUAACUGUAUCUCAUGUAGUAGACCUGUGGAACUUCCCCUUAGGGGACCCCUCCGGGCCAACCUGCCGGCCCCCAGAGGGGUUCGGACAAAAAGGUCCAAGGGCCCAUAUUUGUCCUAUGAAAUGGACCAGAUUCGUCAGUAUCAACGUGGUCACUACAGCGGUGGUAAGGCUGAGAGAACGUUGAACGACAUCAUUUCCGGUCGACCAUGCGGCGGGAGCCAUACGGUGAUGUAUUUACCAAAGAGACGGACGAGACCUACCCAGCUGAAUCAAGUGUUAGGAGGGCAUGACGAUAAUCCAGAUAUCCCUAUCUGGGGGAGAGAAAAAUCUGUCAUUGACGUACUGAAAGGAUCUGAUGGACAUGUUUAUAAAGGCCGGUUUAAACAGACAAUCCCACCCAUUGGCAAGAACUCCACCUCCCCCCUGCAUGAACACGAAGUGACGUCCCUUAAUAAGGAGGAUUCACAAGUGACGUCAUCACACUCCAACUCGGGCCCCAACUCUCCGCGUAAUAUAGUAAUGGGAGAGCCUGCAGAAAAACCUCCAAAAGAACAACAAGGCAGUCCACGAGAAACACAGCUGGGGAAUCAGUCACGGAGCACUUCACCAAGAACUCGUAUGAGACAUAUUGUGAAACGACACAGCUCCGGCUCACCACCUGCUCCAGUGCCUUCACCUUCUCCCCCAACCGUGCGGGAGACUGAAGCACAGAAAGCUUCACAGAAACAGGAAAGGCAAGGAGAGGACGCCCAGUCAAAGUUAUUUACGCCAGCUGUUCCAAGGCCAUCCCCCGACGGAGCCAGAGAAAACGACGACGGAGAUCCGGGUGGAACCAGAAAUGUUACGGAACCUCAGAUGCUGCCUCCCCGCCCGGAACAUGAAGGUGGAUUCACAACAAGCAACGAGUAACUGAUCGAAACUGGGAGAAGACCAUAAGAGAGAUUCAAAUUGUUUUACUUUACAUUUAUAUAGUAUAUUCCAGAGUCUUGUAUACAUCGUGUAUUCCUGGAGUUACUGACUGAUUAUAUAGUACAGUUAAGAAAAUCAUCCUGAAGACAAAGAUAUUGUAUUGAUACGAGAACAGUUAUUUUACUCCAGAGUCUUUCAUAAUCGGUGGCUAGAUUUAAACAGAGUUUGUACCAAGACAAGCAUUCUAAAAAUAGUAUGGACAUUUUUUAACUAGCUUUAAAUACUGAAAGAAAUUAUGGGAUAUGGAGUUGAAGUUUUGGAAAAAUUGAAAGAAGCACUUAACAACUGUUUUUCUGCUCGAGCCAUGUUGUACUAUUGAUAAACCCGAGAAUGUCUUAGGCGUAGUCUAGGAAAUAGUAUUGAACUUUGUUUAUAAAGGGUGCUUAAACCCUGGAGAAGUUCCUUAUGAGUUGAAAAGUUGAUUGGGAAAGAUGUUAUAUAAUGUUUCAAGUGUUCAGUCGGUAAACCGCGGCGCAGAGCAGCAGAGGAUAGGGGUGGACUCAGGCAGCAUCAUCAGCUGCCUCCUCCUCCCCCUCCCCCCCUCCACUUUUUCCCCCCUGGUUUUAUUGCAAGGCAAUCUGAUGCAAUUGCGCUGCUGGUUAUUGACUGCAACCUUAGAACAAAUUCAAUGAUACAUUGACAUUAUGCAAAUACCAUAGAAAUUAUUUAUCAUUCUUACUAUUAGUACUAUGAUUUUGAGGGCUGGCCCGUUUGAUUUAUUAUAGAGGUUGUUCAUAUCAUCUUAAAAGAAUGGUCUUAACCAUAAUGAGAGUGUUAUUUAUUAUCUGAUAGUCAUUCCCUUUUGAGAGAAGGAUUGAUGGAUUUUUCCUAAUAUUCACAAAGGAAGUGAAAAAUAGAGGUAUAAUUGGCCGUGUUACAGGAGGAAAGGAGUUUGUUGACUUGAGUAGAUGAGAAUCUUUGAAAGUCGUACUAAAUAUUAAGCGCAAGGUGUAAAUUUGUUUGAUCAGUUGUAUUGUAUUUCCCUCAAGGUUGUGAAAACGUUAUGCGUAAACUCCAACCUGUAACUUUGGCCAAUAAAGAUAUGCUGAUAUGCAGCUCUUGAGCACU
Pocillopora verrucosa is the source of this 4144-nucleotide messenger RNA. Its product is annotated as putative leucine-rich repeat-containing protein DDB_G0290503. The record is from RefSeq and is a predicted model, not a curated record. NCBI's taxonomy places the organism in Eukaryota, Metazoa, Cnidaria, Anthozoa, Scleractinia, Pocilloporidae.